CUGUCUGUCCCUCUCUCUCUCUCACCCUAUCUCCAGAGUAAACUUGAUUCAUGAAGCCGCCUUAUACGACCUCCGUCUUGCGCCGUUCAUGGCUUGCCGACUGAGUCGACUCGGGGUCUUGUAAAUUUCCUUUCGCUUCAUUGAACGAAGUUCGUAAUCGAGUACAAUUUUGUCGUUUUCUCAGUAGCUUCCUCAUCAUUUUCCAGCGAAACAAUCACGAUCAAGAAUUCAGACUCUGUUUGCAGUGAAUUGGCGUUUUGUGCAAGUACUUGACUCAAUCCAGCUGCAGCUUGUCUUUAUACGAGUAGCUGUUCUGAUUCUUUUGGUUUUUGUAUCUUGGAGCCUUGGAGCUGAAGAAGAAAACCUGAAGAAGAGCGUGAAGUUCUGGUUGAUUGGGAUUUGAAGUGAACAGAGUAUGGCGGAGAUGGAAAAUUCAUCGCCAAUGGCGAUUUCUACAGCUUCCGGAGAAGCCAGCGCCUCUUCCUCCGGUAAUCAGAUUCAAGGAGCGCCGCCCAAGAAAAAGAGAAAUCUCCCUGGAAUGCCAGAUCCAGAUGCUGAAGUUAUAGCUCUAUCUCCGAAAACCCUACUAGCCACAAAUCGGUUCGUGUGCGAGAUCUGUAACAAAGGCUUUCAACGCGAUCAGAACCUGCAGCUGCACCGUCGCGGCCACAACUUGCCGUGGAAGCUCCGGCAAAGAACGAGCAAAGAAAUCCGGAAACGAGUCUACGUUUGCCCGGAGCCGACCUGCGUGCACCACAAUCCCACCCGUGCCCUUGGCGAUCUCACUGGCAUCAAGAAACACUUCUGCAGAAAGCACGGAGAAAAGAAGUGGAAAUGUGAGCGAUGCUCGAAGAAAUACGCCGUGCAGUCGGAUUGGAAGGCCCACAUGAAGACCUGCGGCACCAGAGAGUAUAAGUGCGAUUGUGGCACCAUUUUUUCGAGGAGGGAUAGUUUUGUAACGCACCGGGCAUUCUGUGAUGCCUUAGCGGAGGAGAGCUCCAGGGCCCAAGCAUUACCAAUCAAGAGUAAUACUGCAGCUAAUCAAGGAAAUGCAGAUACAAAUGUGAAAAAUGCAAUUACCACCACAGCAUCGUCACCACCGCCGCCUCUCACGCCCUCUUCUAGUGUACUCUCAUCGGGUCUGUCAAUCCAAAGCUCAGAUAAUCCGGUGGUAGUCUCGUCUGCAGCCGGGGCCACGACCUCCCCUACUUCAAGCAGUAGUGUCUUUGCUAGCAUUUUUGCGGGAAACCCACAACCAUCAUCCAAAAUGCCACCGCCAUCUCAAUCCUCUAUUCUUCAAUCUGCAUCUGGCUUAGAGCGUACUUCCCUGUCUCUGUCAUCACCGCUCUACCUCUCCAGCAAUGGCUCCUCGCUGUUCCCUGCGCCUGAUAAUGACCACUACCAGUAUGCCCAUCCACAACCAGCCAUGUCCGCCACUGCAUUGCUGCAAAAAGCUGCCCAAAUGGGUGCGGCAGCGUCAAACCCAUCGCUACUUCGAGGGCUAGGAUUGACCGUAUCAUCUGCUUCCGCCACCUGUCUAGACACCACCGUGAAAAUGGAGAACGAUUCAAUGGUAGAUUGUCUCGGGCUGGGGCUACCAUCAAUUGGAAGUUCUGGCACCUUUACUGAUUUCAUGAUGGGCUCAUCCUCACUGUUUGUAAACAAACCGACUACCCUUGAUCUUCUUGGCCUCGGCGUUGGUGCUGGCGAUGCUUCAACAACCGGACUCUCUGCCCUUCUCAACUCUUUUGGAGGAGGUGGGUUGGCCACAACACCAUAUGGUAUGGCAGAGGAAAGCCCGGCCGACGGAGAAACAUGGGAUGCAGAAGUUAGGAAGCACAAUGGACCUGCAGUGCUGUAGUCGAGCUUCUCCCAGGUCCCAGCUGGUAAAAAGAAAAAACAGGAAACUCCCAUAGGAACCUUGUUUUCGGUAUCCUUUUUGUCGAUCUUCAACAUAAUGAAGUUAGAAAUCAGAGAAGUAAUGUUAGAGGAAGACAUCAAAUUCUGCGUUUCUUUUGUUAGUACUGCAUUUGUUCAGAUUGGGGUUCUUUCUCUUCCCUUUGAGGUAAAAUUCUUAAUUCGAAUUCCCGGGGGCGCAUGAAAAGGGUUUGUAGUAGUUGUAGUAGUUGUAAAUGUACUCUGUAGUAACUAGCAAAUGCGGCACAAAAUAAGAGGUAUUUAUUCAGUUUUCUGGUCGUCCGCAUGCCCCUAUUUAAUUCUUCUUCUUCUUCUUCUUCUUCCUAGCCAUGUAAACCUUUGUAAACAGUUUAAGUUGCCAAAGACAUGGUUUCCUCAAUGGAGUAUGGAGUGUGUCAACAAAGUUUGGUCUAGUUAAGUGGAAGCUAAUUUAAUUGUUUGAAUUUCUUUAUCUUGGAUGAUAAAUUCCAAAUGAAUGU
Molecule: messenger RNA, 2396 nt
Organism: Rubroshorea leprosula
Lineage: Eukaryota; Viridiplantae; Streptophyta; Magnoliopsida; Malvales; Dipterocarpaceae
Source: the annotation of a GenBank genome assembly